This is a messenger RNA of Xiphophorus maculatus (southern platyfish), 5661 nucleotides long. RefSeq names its product juxtaposed with another zinc finger protein 1 (gene jazf1a). The record is from RefSeq and is a predicted model, not a curated record. Lineage: Eukaryota; Metazoa; Chordata; Actinopteri; Cyprinodontiformes; Poeciliidae. The transcript is spliced from 5 exons. Gene Ontology annotation, cellular component: nucleus. The coding region runs from base 308 to 1039 and encodes 243 amino acids.
CUGUAGUGUCUUUUGGUGCCAUCGGUGAUUCAAAGCUGUCUCUGACUCCAACAGGUAGGCACCACCGUGACGUAGCCUGCCACCAGCCACCAGCCACCCUUCCCUCCCUCCACCCCCACCGUCACCGCCAGCCUCCCAGCUGCGUCCGCCGCUGUCCUGUCUGGCCGCCCCGGUGUCUGCUCCGCGCUCUGCCCCGCUCCGCUCCCAACCCCCGGAUCCCUGAAGCCUGUGCCUCCUCGUUCACCAUCCCGGCUCCCGGACCUACCCCCCUCUUCCCACCCGGUGAAUGCGCCAGCGACCGUAAAGCAUGACGGGCAUCGCCGCCGCUUCUUUCUUCUCCAAUUCCUGCAGGUUCGGGGGCUGCGGUCUGCAGUUCGAGUCUCUCGCCGAGCUCAUCGUCCACAUCGAGGACAAUCACAUCGACACAGAUCCGCGGGUUCUGGAGAAGCAGGAGCAACAGCAGCCCACCUACCUGGCCCUAAGCUACAUCAACAGGUUCAUGACGGACGCAGCACGCCGCGAGCAGGAGACCAUGAAGAAGAAGGCCACGCCCAAGCUGUCCCUGUCGAUCACAGGCGGCAUGUCCCGGAACAGCACGGCCACGCCGCCGCGCCACACCAGCGGCAACCUGACCCCUCCCGUCACGCCCCCCAUCACCCCGUCCUCCUCGUUCCGCAGCAGCACGCCUACAGGCAGCGAGUAUGACGAAGAGGAAGUAGACUACGAGGAGUCGGACAGCGACGAGUCGUGGACCACAGAAAGCGCCAUCAGCUCCGAGUCCAUUCUGAGCUCCAUGUGCAUGAACGGGGGAGAGGAGAAGCCGUUCGCCUGCCCCGUCCCCGGGUGUAAAAAGAGAUACAAGAAUGUGAACGGCAUCAAAUACCACGCCAAGAACGGCCACCGCACGCAGAUCCGUGUGAGGAAGCCCUUCAAGUGUCGCUGUGGCAAGAGCUACAAGACGUCGCAGGGCCUGAGGCACCACACCAUCAACUUCCACCCGCCCGUCUCCACGGAGAUCCUCCGCAAGAUUCAAGGCUAGAUCCCUGCGCUACCAGUCAGCUACCCUGAAACAUUAGCCCUGUCCUGACUCUCCUCAUCCAUCCCAAACACUAAAGGAUCAAGUGCAUGCUUUAAGUUGUUUUUAUUUUGUCACUCUUUUUUUUUUUUUUUUUGCAUCCAUUUUUGCAUUCUUCUUUUGUCCUAUCCAAGUAUUAUCACUUGUAUUUUUUGGGGAAAAAAAAAACAAACAAAACAAACUGUGUAUCUUUGUAGUAUUUUUUUUUAUUUUUAUUGAUGUACAUUUGCACAUUCGUAUAUGCUAUCAUUUUGUAUUUUUUAUUUUUUUUCUCAACUGUUUUACUUGCAUAAGGUGCUAGCUGUAAAAAAAAAAACAGAAAGAAAAGACAAAAACACAAACGAAAGAAAAGCGGAAGGGUAGUGGGAAAAGGAAGCGCGAGCGACUCCUGCCCUUUGGUUUUUAUUUAUUUAUUUUUUUUUGUUAGUUUGUUUUUUCUCCCGCUCGUCCCUGAGCAGGAAGAACGCGAGCCGGGCUGUUUCGAACGCGCCCCGUCCGCUCGCUGCAGAGUCCCCCGCCGAGCUUAAGUCUGUGCCUUCACAGCUACUUCUGGGAGUUUAAGAGCAAGAGUUAAGUUAUACUUAGAACAGAUAUAUUGAUAUAUAAGCAACAGACAAAUAUGUAUGUGUACAUAAAAAAAAAAUAUAAAAGUAUUCAUGAGCAUAUUCAUAGUUACUUUAUUUUGAAGCUUUAUUUUAUAUAUAUAUAUAUAUAUUUUUUGCCAGUGUUUUAGAAGUAGUGUUGUUUUUUUUUUUUUCCUGUGUAUCUGUAAGUGUUCAUACUUACAGCACAUUGUCAUUCACUGACAGCCCUGGUAAGGAUGGGUAGAAAGCCUUCAAGUAACCAAGCCUUCUUUUGCAGCAGCAUAAUCUCUUAGACAAAUGCAGACAUGUCUGAACUUUUAAUCCAAGUAGUUAUUUAGUGGGGAAAGAAAAAAAAAAAUCUCAUAUUGAGAAAUAUUUGUUUACAAACGUACCCUUGCUGCACUUAUUAGCACCAACGCUGCAUGCCGUGCUGCCCUCCCUUCUUCAGUAAUGUUUUCACUUUUUCCAGGUCAUUAUCCUGUUGAAAGGCCCAUUGAUAACCUAGUUUUAGAUUUUACUUGAGAAAAUCUUUUUGAGAAAAGUUUUAGAAACUUGAGAAAUAUUUAUUUAUGAUGUCAUGUGCUCAACAAGGUUGCCAUAGUGACUGUUCCAGGCCAGAUCCACAGAGAUUUGUCAUCUGACCCACUAGAUGAGCCUCAAACAAACCAGUCGGCAUGUAGUCGCCUCCUAAUGGUCGUUAGGGAGACUUGAUAACAUCCAAGUUGUUUUUUUUCCCCCCUUUUAAGUUUUUUUUCUGACUUGUUUUGUUGCUUUUUUAAAAAAGUAGAAUAGACAGUAAGUGGGCAGAGAGAGAAGCUGCAAAGAACGCCGGACAGCUGCGUCGGUGCACACUGAAUCAGGAGUGCACCGCUUGCAGUGUUCCGGCCGAUGACCGAUCUUUAAAAAGCUUGAGCAGCUGACUGGGAUUAUGGGCCACUACCAAUUUUUUUUUUUGACUGAAAAGUUGCUAAAUAUAGCAACAAAGUUGCUAAAUAUAGCAACAAAGUUGCCAAGUUGGUAACAGUGGGAUGAGUAUUGUUAACUGCACAUGUGCAGAAAUAACCUGGUGGGACAGCGGCUGAUUUUCAGACCUUUGCAGAGGUAGAUGAGAUCAGUUUCUCAUGUUAAGUAUUGGCCAGUCGUCCUAAAUUAAGGAAACUGGGGAAGAUUUAUUGGUGCACCCGUAGUUUGAGUCCAGUUCCAGAUUCAUUAGUUGACUUGAUUAUGGGUGUAGGUGAGUUCAGGAGAAAAGCUGCUGCCUUCUAAACAUUUCCUGACUUUUUGAGAUUUCCACAUGGAAUGGCAUGCUCUCUUGUCGUUCCCAUUUUGAAAAGUAGCUAAUAGUGUCAUUACUUUUACACCCCCAGGAAAUCAAGAAUAACUAAAUAAAAGUUCAACACUAGUAAGCUUAAAACAGUGAAGUGUGAACUGCGAAAGUGCUACAUUAUUUAUUGUGUAGGGGUGCCAAUAAUUAUGGAUUUUGUUACUAGUUCUCUCCUAACGUGUUUUUGUGUCCCCCACUGAAUGAACUGACUCGGAUUAAAGACUGGAUUUUGCUAAAAAAUAAAAUUGCGCUGCUGCAAUAAAAGCUGAAUUUCUCUAAAGGCUUUUUCCGUUUCGCUAUCAGAGGCACUUGAUUUCUGUGUGCUGUAUUUGCUGAUGAUCUUUUUUUUUUUUUCUUCUUCCUUCGUUUUACACAUUCUAAAACAUUAUUUUUAACGUCGAUCAGGAAGAGACCACGGCCGAUGUUUGAAGCGUUUCGACCGCCACGUCGAGAAAUUCAGCAUUUCCCUCGCUCAUAGUGCCAGAGCUGCCGCUCCACUCGCUCGGCCUCGAAAAGCAGGCCGAGCAUCAUAUAAUGUAUUCCAGUUGCCAAGAGCUUUUGUUUUCUUGUUUUUGUUUCCAUGAUCGUUGCCAACAGCUCUCCACUGCCAAACAUUGACCAUACCAUGUGCCUGACGGGAGGGAGAAAUGGGAGGGGGGGGCUUAUGAUAGCGGUUUUACAGUGGAGGUCGCCAAAAGUGUGGCAACGAUUGUUCUUGUUCAUCGCGCCUCCAAAGUGUGCAUGGAUGAAUGUCUUCAUGCAUGCUUUCAGAAAAAAAGAAAAAAGAAACGGCGGUUACAUUUGUAUUUAAGAGAUUAUCAUCUACAACUUGUCUGUGUGUGUGUUGUAGAGAGCAGCAUUCCAGUCCGUCUGUAUGUGUGUGUUUUUCAAGCAGUAUCUUCAUCAGCAUAGGGAAGUGUUCCUGUACGUGUGUGUUUAUCAGUGCUCGGGUGUUUCACGUUUCCUUUGCCGGAUCGACUCAAGGGACCGGAUUGUCACGCUCUCUCAUGUUUUACUCUCAAUUACCAGAGUUGAGCAACGUAGACUCAGUCAUUCCUCUCAUACAGACUUUAUAUUCCGGUCAAGGCUCCGAGUUUGAGCCGUUUCUCUUCUUCUUGGAUUCCAACGACACGCACUCCAAAUCCUCCUGUUUGCAAGUUUCUUCUGGUCCAGCUCCGGGUGACGGCACCCGCCUAUACUAACUGAUAUACUGUCACUUGGUGCGCUGCUGGACGACCAAGCACAAGUCUGCGACGACAGAUUGGAGGAAGUAGAGCAACGGGCGUAUGCCGAAGAGGACGAGGGGAUUCGGGAGGGGUUCAGUAUACCAUGUACAGUGAAUGUAAUGUAACACGUGUCUGUCGUCAAGUGCUUUUAAAUUAUAUUUUCGUAUGUAACAUGGAGACCAAUGUUUCCCUUUUGUAUGGGAGGUUUAAACAGGUUCUGAGGAAGAAUAAGUUGUAGGUGAUGUCAAACUGUCUUUCUAUAUAUAUAUAUAUAUAUAUAAAAAACAAGCUGCUUCAAUGUAAAUGACUGAAAAAAAACAGCAAAAUAAAGUGAAAAUCCCCCACAGCUCCAACUCAUUCGCUUCUUGCUUCCCCGAAUAAAGAAAAGCAGCAACAGUCACGUUCAUUUAGACAAGCGUAAUUUAUUCUUAAAGAUCUUUUCCACUUACACUAAUUUCCAGACAUUCUCACAUGAGAUUAGCGUUGGGACAUGAGACGUACACAAAAAGGGGGCCGCACUCCUUGAACCUGCUCACAUCGCAACAGUAAACUAGGUGUAUUUUUUAUUUUUUUUUUUUAUGUCAUUUUUGGGGAUUUUAAGUGAUCGACCAACGCAUGGCAGAGCAGAAUUGCAGCAUUUAUGUACAGCCCCAUUUACUUUGCUACCUCUAAAUUACGUUCAGAAAAUGAUCCGGUCAGAAGAGACAAAACUUCCAACGUUUCGACCUGCAUGGAAAACAGAUUCCCCCACAACACACCGUCCCCCCAUGGUGAAACAUGGUGGUGUCAGCAUCAUGCUGAGGAAAUUUUAUACCUACUGGGAAAAUACAUGAUUGUGAUACUACUGGGGAUGCAUCAACAACUGUGUUGGCUGAUGAUAGUCAUUUUUUGUUGAAGUAUCGGUCCGAUAAGAUAAACUGGGCUGAUAUUAGCAGCUGAUGUUUAUUUAGAUUUACGGUUUGUUUCAUGAGGAGGUUGUCCAUGUUGUAUUUGUCCAGUCAUGUGAUGCAUUACAGCAGCAUAAAUAUUGGAUAUCGACAUCGGCCCAAACUUUUCAUAUCGGUGCGUCCAUAAAAUCCUGACUUGGUUUUUGCAUUCGUUCCCACAACUCUUCAGUCCAGUGUUCACUGAAGGAAGGAAAAUACUAUUUUCUUUCCACUUCACAAUUAUGCGCUACUUUUUUAUUAAUCACAAAAAAUCCCCCCCCCCCCAAAAGUACAUUAAAGUUUGUGCAAAAUGUGGAAAAGUUUAAGGUGAGUGAGUACUUUUUUUUUUUUUUUUUUGCAAGGCAUUAUAGUUUGUGAAGCGUGGAUGCAACACUGUUAACACUGCCGUAACAAGAAAUUAAGAGACACGAAGCUCAAAACACACAUUUAAAUGACAUGAGGGCAAACAGACCUGCACACAACUGCUUCACAGUUCUAAGCUUAAAAAAAAAAAAAAAAAAAAAAA